This is a messenger RNA of Bombyx mandarina (wild silkworm), 5609 nucleotides long. It is a transcript of the gene Magi, whose product is annotated as membrane associated guanylate kinase, WW and PDZ domain containing protein magi. Gene Ontology annotation, molecular function: protein binding. The record is from RefSeq and is a predicted model, not a curated record. Gene Ontology annotation, cellular component: cytoplasm. NCBI's taxonomy places the organism in Eukaryota, Metazoa, Arthropoda, Insecta, Lepidoptera, Bombycidae. Gene Ontology annotation, biological process: signal transduction.
AUUCUAAGCAAAACGAUUAACAAUUUGAUUUGUGUAUUAAAUAUGCAUUCAUUUUACUAAAAUCCAUCAAAGGGUUCCAUUUAGUUUUAGUUGCACUUAUAAUUCUGGAAGAACAUUUCAUUAACGCGCUAAUAAGUGAGCUAACAACUGUAGCUUCUUACUGUCUAAACAAACAGCUGUACUUGUGUGCCUACACACUUGUUGCACCUACUUUCAAAGACAGAAUUUUACCCAGUACCUAAGAAAGUGAAACUGUUAUUAUAAACAAAUAGUGUUUAAUUAAAGUGAAAUUCGUUUAAUUUACAGUUAAUAUGUGUAUUAACGUGAGGAAACCCGACUUUAAAUCGUUAUCGUAAAAGUUCGUUACGAUGCACCUGCAGAUCGCUGCAUUUAAUUGAUUGCAUCUUAUAAAUAGAGCACACAAUGGUGUGAGCGUAAUCCUGUUAUUUUUCAACCAAGUGCCAUCAACAUAGGUGAAACAACACGAGCGAACAAGUCUGAAGGAAUCAAGCCAAAAAUGAGUCAUAUGCGGUCGCUGGCAUGUUGAUGUUUUGUUUUUUACGAAAUACCAGAUCGAUGAGUAAAAUCAUGAAUACAAAGACCACGGCUGUAUAGAUAAGUCAUAUGAUGUCUUCUGAAAAAUGUUUUAAAUUUGGAAUACCAAGAAAAACGUGUUGUUUUGGAGGGUUUUUAUUUUAAAAUUUUGUGUAAAAUGUCAUAAGGUUGCUUUAAAAAUGGCACAAAGCUCAGUGGAUUCAGACAGAUUGUCUUCAGCUGGAAUUUCGACACAUAGUUCUGGUACUGCUGGAAAUGUAGGAGGUUCAGUAGUGGGCGUGAGAGCUGGAGAACCAGGCCAGAAAAGACAGGAUGAAGAUGACUAUGAUUUGGGACCCCUGCCUCCGAUGUGGGAAAAAGCAUUCACACCUGCUGGUGAAGUUUAUUUUAUUGAUAACAACACUGGUACUUCGCACUGGCUUGAUCCAAGACUCGCAAGGGUCCGUAAACACUCUCUAGGGGAAUGUGGUGAAGACGAGCUGCCAUAUGGCUGGGAAAGAGUGACAGACGAACGUUAUGGUUCAUACUAUGUUGACCAUAUUAAUAGAAGGACCCAGUAUGAGAACCCUGUACUCCAAGCAAGAAGAUUAAGAGCGGAGAAACUUGCUGCCGAGAACACCAGUAACGGUCAGUCCAAUGGGCCGACACCCGGUGGAGAGUUACGCGGGAACAGAUUAACAGUAAACCUCACCAAGGGACCACAGGGUCUCGGUUUCACGUUGAUCGGCGCCGAAGGUAUACCGGAAACUGAAGGAUACCUCCAGAUACGCAGCAUAGUCCCGCACAGUCCUGCCUGGAUUGACGGCGAACUAAGACCCGGUGACGUCGUGGUUGGUGUAGGCAAUCGCGGCGUGCGCGGCCUCACGCACGAGAUGGUCGCGCAGAUAUUCCAGUCCAUCACGCCGGGGACCGAAGUCAGCCUGCACCUAGUCAGAGGCUACCCUCUGACGUUCGAUUCGGAAGAUCCGAACACUCGGGUGUUGAGCACUUUAGCAGUGGACGCCACGGCGCCGCCCUCGUCCGACGCUGUGGCGAUGCAACAGUUAACUAGGGCCUUGAGAACUAGGUUCAACCUGGACUCGCCUAACCACGAGCCGGGGGCGCAGUCCCGCGACGAGCCGGACAGCUCGCCGGGCGCCGCGCACAGCCCGCGCCGCCUGCUGUCCCGCUCCUUCGACCUCGACGAGCUGGGCGGGGCCGACGCCGCCGCGCCCCCCCGCUGCCCCUCCGCAGACCAUCUGCUGUCCCUCGCUACCGAGGUGCGCGCUGCGGAUGGCGAGCCCGGGCGGGAGAUGCGGGUGAGGCUGCGCCGCGGGGCCGCCGGCUUCGGCUUCACCAUCGCCGACAGCGUGCACGGACAGAAAGUUAAGAAGGUGUUGGACCGAAGCCGCUGCGCCGGGCUGCGCGAGGGCGACUUACUGCUGCAGAUCGGGGACGCGGACGUGCGGCACGCCUCGCACCAACACGUCGUGCAAGUUCUGAAGGACUGCCCCGCGCUGCACGAGACGUCGCUGCGGGUGUGGCGCCGGGGCGGGGGGGGCCGCGCGCCCCGCAGCCGCUCCGCUACCCGCCCGCACCCCGCGCCUGCGGCGUCGGGCGGAAGCCAGCUCGGCCGCAGCAAGACCCCGACGGCGGAGCAGCUGCGGUCCCCGGGCGCACCCGCGUCCCAGCGCGACGGACUCGACGGCGCCAUGAACUCCGUGGAGGCGACGUACGCGGUACCAGAGCACAAGGGUCGGGACCGCGAGAGCCUGAUGGACCGCCGCCGCCGGAGCAGCACCCCAGGCGGUCGUCUCACUCUUCCGACGGUGACGCCGUGGACGGAAAACGCGUGGCACGAGAGAGACAACUGGCUGGACAACGGCAACGUGCAGAACUGGAACGGAGCGCCCUGGGAGGGAGGGGACGCCUGGAACGGGAACUGGGGGGAGGUCCCCACCCCCACCGUGCACGUCGACGUGAACGCGCCCUACUGGAGGGGAAACGCCAGUCUAGCCGACAGUAGCGAUAAUGGAGGUUUCCCAGAAGACGGGAUGCUACACUCACCAACCACAGCUGCUAUCGGCGGUCUGACCACGCACAGACAGUCACCGUCCGCCAACAGAUUGAGGCCGCAUUCACCGGCCAACUCCACGGGACGUUUGCGCAGCCACUCGCCGUCCAACAACAGCGCAACGGAACGGCUCUUGGCCAAUUCGCCUUCGACCAGACUGCGGAGUCAGUCUCCGUCAAACAACUCUUCCAAUAGUCGAGUAAAGGGAUCGCCUCUGAGGUUACGUGAAUCUUCGCCGCCGAGACACAUGCACUCGCCGUUGAGACAGUCGCCAUCUUGUUACGACGCCGACUCAUUGGCUCAGUCCAAUACCGUCUACGUGCCGAACUACCCGCAGGUCGAAGCCGGUGGCACGACGGAUCCUGAAGCGGACGUGCUGGUGCGGCUGGGGCGCGGAGCCGCGGGGUUCGGGUUCCGGAUCGUGGGCGGCACGGAAGACGGGAGCAGAGUGGCUGUCGGCUACGUCGUGCCGGGCGGGCCGGCGGAGGGGCUGGUCCGCGCGGGGGACCUGCUGACGUCAGUGGACGGCGUGCCCGUGACGGGCGCCACGCACCAGCGCGCCGUGGCGCUCGUGUGCCGCGCCGCGCACCGCGGACACGUGACGCUAGGGGUGCGACACAACCGGGCGGACAUACAGGCGAUGGGCGUGCCGGCGAUGGUGGCGCCACACCCCAUGCUCAAUUCGGACGCGGCGCCGCACCCCGCGCCCGCGGCGUCCUACAGCAUACUGCACCCCGCGCCCCUCUACCCGCCCGCGGCCCACCAAAUGUACGGAGGCGUACAGUAUGACGCCACGCCCGCCAGCUGGGCCGGCGUGCCCUAUGACGUCACGGUGACGCGCAGCGACGGCGAGGGCUUCGGGUUCGUUGUUAUAUCGUCGACCAACAAGGCCACGAGCACCAUAGGUCAACUAAUCCCGAACUCUCCGGCGGCGCGCUGCGGGCUGCUACACGUGGGGGACACCAUCGUGGCCAUCAACCACGCGCCCGUCCGCAACCUCUCCCACCCCGAGGUGGUGGCGCUCAUCAAGCGCUCCGGCACCACCGUCACGCUCACCGUCCUGCCGCCGGAGACCAGGCUCGACUGACGAAGGCUCUACUGUAGCUUCGAAGGCACGUACUAGUGCUGUCUACGGUCGAUAAAAAAAAAUAUCGAUACUUUUAACUUUCGAUAAAUACUCUCGGAAUAGUGAUGUCCAAUCUACGAUGUUAUUAUAGUGGCAUUUUUUAUUAGACGAAGUCAAUUGACGUUUACUGUGUUGUCAGUUUUUGAUGAAAUAAGCUGUAGAAAUAAGUGACAUUAGCUACUGUCAGUUGGAUUCGUCUAAUUAAAAAUACGACUAUAGAUAAAAACGACUGUGACAGAGAAGUGAAGUCUUCGGCUAAAUGAAAUUAUUUAUCUUCAGUCUAUAUUUAUUAGACGUUCUCGAAUCGAGCGUGAGGACUCGUGAGUGAACUCUGCUCACGGAUAAGCUCGGUGGUUAGUUUUUAAAACGAAUUGAAAAACAGCUUUAACCCUGCGGCAGCUGCGUAGAUAAUAAUUAGUGCUAAUAAAAACUAUCGAUUUCUUCCGAGUACAGUAAACGACCCGUCCUUUGAAAAAAAAAAAGCAUUACGUAUUGUUGCUCUUUUUCUUCGUUUUUAACAUUAAUAUUACGAAGUAAUAUAUAUAUAUUUUUUUGUAGAUUAUAAAUGGAUUUACAAUCUGUUAAGAAAUAAAGAUUAACAAUAAUUUGAAUUCUAAAUAAUUGUUAUCAAUGUAAUUUUAAUCAGUAAGUAAAAUGUAUUUUUCGAAACACUUCCAUUGUAUUGUGUAAAAAUUAUAAACAAAAAAUGGUUGCAUAAUAAUAAUGUAAUAGUUGUAAAUAAUGGAAAAUAAAAGGAGUAUCCUUCUUGGCGCUGCCAUAACUUCAGAUGAGAGUGGCAUUCAUGUAGUGAUGUCCAUAGACUGCAGUAACAACCUCGGAUAUGGAUCAACGAGAAGAGCUUCGUAAAAAAUAAAUUUAAAUGUGUCCCAGUACUACGCCGUGGAAAUUAUAAUUCGUUAUAGUCAAUAAUAAAAUUGUAGAUUACUUUAAAUUCUAUGUGUACGGAUGAAAGAGUUCACGGCCCGGCUGGUGUGAAGUCGUUAGCGGAGCCCAUAGAUAUCACUACGUGGAUGUCGUCACCCAGCCUGGGACAUGAGGAUAAAUUGCAAAACACCCGUCCCACCAUCCAAAUUGGAGCGUACACACUCGUCCGGGUCACAGUACGUCUUCCAUUGCGGUAGUUUUUAUUUUUUUUGGGUCCGAUCAUCGUUACGCGAUGUUGAUCUUCCGUCGUGAAAAUUAUCCAAUGAACACGAUUUGAGUACAUAAUAGCAUAAUUAGAAAAAAAUAUCAAGGCCAAGUGGGAUUCGAACCCCGGCACAGUCGCAUCCUUCGAUGCGAACGCACCAGACGUCUUAUCCUUUAGGCCACGACGACCUUGUUAUAGUGGAAACAAAAAAAAUCUUAGUAGGGUUUUGAUUAGCUCGACAAAUGUACUGGUACAGUAACUAAAGUCGCAUAGCGGUUUACGGUCAGAACCAAAAGCGAUAUGACCGAAAUAAAAAAUAAAAACAAAGCGGAAACUUAAUAGUUUUUAAGGUGAAAUAUUUAGUUAGACCACCGAAUUCAGAUGAUAUUUUGAUACUAAAUAAAAAAUAAACUUAGUUAAUGAAUAUAAACAAAAAAAAAAUUUUUUUUAAAUAAUUCUUAUCGUAGAAUGAGUGAAUAGUGGAAAUGUUAGUUAAUAUAAUUAAAGUACAGAUUAUAGGUGAGAAAAAAAAUGAGCAAAUUUUUGCUAAUCUGAAAUACACAAACCGAAGUCGACUUGAGACUUGUAAUGGAAUUAUUUCAUUUAGUAAUAAUAAUAAAAAAUCACUUAAAAAAAGUGUAAAAUUUUAUAGUUUAUUUAAUGCACUUUUUGUAAAGUAAUUAUCUAAAUAUUACACUGUUGUGUGACGAAACUCAGAUACAUAU